GGGAGGUCUAGUGAAAAACUAGAAAAAGCCCGAGCUCAUUUACAUAAAGUAGAAAGAGAAGCCGAGGAGUUUCGCCUGAAUGGAUACUCUGAAAUAAAACGAGAAAAUUUGAAUUUGCUUAAUUCAACUUCUAAUAUUUUAGAACAAUUUGAAAAUAAUAAAAAUGAAACUCUUCGAUUUCAACAGGAAAGAGCUAUUCAUCAAGUACAACAACAGGUUUUCCAACAAGCCUUACAAAGAGCUCUAGAAACUUUGACUUGUUGUUUGAACACCGAGUUGCAUUUACGUACUAUUAGUACCAAUAUCCGCAUGUUGAGCACACUUCAAGAAAUCAAAGAUUAGUCUUUAACGUGGCAGCUUUCACUCCAACCUCAGCUCUUUUUUAUUGGUUUUGAGCAAGAUACGAAUUAUUUAAAAUUGAAAUUAAAGAAUAUAUUACUUCAUAUAAAAUAUUUUAUAGCGGAGGUAUUAUUUUUUAUAUAAGAAGAAUUUAAGAACGAAUCAUGGGAACGAUCCA
Molecule: messenger RNA, 517 nt
Organism: Cuscuta epithymum
Lineage: Eukaryota; Viridiplantae; Streptophyta; Magnoliopsida; Solanales; Convolvulaceae
Source: the annotation of a GenBank genome assembly